Carassius auratus (goldfish) is the source of this 4064-nucleotide messenger RNA. RefSeq names its product selenocysteine insertion sequence-binding protein 2-like. NCBI's taxonomy places the organism in Eukaryota, Metazoa, Chordata, Actinopteri, Cypriniformes, Cyprinidae. The record is from RefSeq and is a predicted model, not a curated record. Gene Ontology annotation, cellular component: ribonucleoprotein complex; mitochondrion. Bases 136 to 3198 code for a protein of 1020 amino acids. The transcript is spliced from 18 exons. Gene Ontology annotation, molecular function: selenocysteine insertion sequence binding; ribonucleoprotein complex binding; mRNA 3'-UTR binding.
GCUUCCGUCCCAGAUGAGUGUCAGUCAGUUAGUCAGUCGGUGACGGACAUCACAACCGGAGCAGCACCGGAUCAUGCGCGCGCUCACGGCCUCCUGACAGCUGCACGCGGCUCGGUUCCGGUGUCGGCGAGCGAGAUGGACGGUGGCGAGAGGAAGGAUAUAAAGCUCUCUGCUGAAGUAGAACCGUUUAUCCCUCAGAAGAAAGGUGUUGAAGUGUCAUUAUUACCCAUGAGUCUGUGCGGUGAGGGUGGAGCUGAGCCCACACAAAUCCCCUCCUACCUGAUCACCUGCUACCCCUUCGUUCAGGAGAAUCAGAACAACAGUCGGCAGAUGGCGGUGUAUAACGGAGAUCAGCGCUGGCAGCAGCUGAACCCGGGCCCCGGGGGGCCGUACCUGGCGUACCCCAUCCUGUCGUCCCCACAGCCCCCCGUCUCCAGCGAUUACCCCACAUACUACCACGCCAUCAUGCCCUCGCCCUGUCCUCCCGUAAUGGGCUUCUACCAGCCCUUCCCUGGGCCCUACACGGGACCCCUGCCACCCGGUGUCCUCAACCCCGUCUCCGACUGCAGCGAGCGCACGCUGACACAGACUCAGAGAGGAAGAGGAGUCUCACGAAACCCCGUCCUGCACAAGCAGCCGAUGGCUCAGCCAAUCAGAGCCAAGCGUCCCGUGAUGCGGAGCACAGCGGUACAGAAGGAGGUGUGUGCCGCCGGGCCUGAUGGGAGAUUCAAGACGGUGCUGCUGGUGGAUGCAGCACAGCAGACAGAUUUCCCCGGCGAGGCGUCCGGCGGCGUCAGGAGUGUGUCGGAUCAGACGAGUCCUCCGCAGUGGAAGAAGGCCUGGCGCAGACACACGUCCCAGCAGGAGUCGUCCGGAGAGCAGGGGGUCAGCGAGGCAGACAUCGACAGCGACAGCGGCUACUGCAGCCCCAAACACAACCAGGGAGCCGCCAGCUCCUCCACCAAUCAGCACACGGACGCCGCGGCUGUGGACGCUGGAGUCAUGUCAGCUGGGAGCUGGGGGCAUGUAGCCUCACAGACCGUCCAGAAGCCGUGGACAGACAGGAACACAGUGUAUCUCAGAGGCAGAACACCUGAGCAGAGGAACUACACACAGGACGUGCAGAUGAGCUUUAGAGGUCACGCAGGAGGACAGAGAUCCACUCCUUCAGAGACGCCCAACACACACCUCACACCUGAGCCACUGUACUUUCAGGAUGAGGAUGAGUUUCCUGAUCUGGCCACAGGUGGCGCUGCUCAGCGGAAUAAACCAGAACCAGUUCAGCCCAAACUGCACAAGAACCUGCUGGAGAACCUUCCAGAGAACUCCCCCAUAAGCAUCGUGCAGACGCCGAUCCCCAUCACCAGCUCCGUGCCCAAGAGAGCCAAGAGUCAGAGGAAGAAGGCCCUCGCCGCCGCUCUCGCCACAGCACAGGAGUACAGCGAGAUCAGCAUGGAGCAGAAGAAGCUACAGGAGGCUCUGUCUAAAGCAGCAGGUAAGAAGAGCAGGACGCCGGUGCAGUUGGAUCUGGGAGACAUGCUAGCAGCGCUCGAGAAACAACAACAGGCCAUGAGAGCACGACAACUCAACAACACCAAACCAUUGUCAUACGCAGUGGGGACAGUGGGCGCUCUGAACAGUAAAGAUGGCAGCAGUCGAGUGACGGGACUCAGAAACACAUACACCCCCCCUCACAACAUCCUGGACUCCAGCGCCCCCCGCGUCAAGAGAGGGAAAGAGAGAGAGAUUCCCAAAGUCAAGAAGACCACUGCCAUGAAGAAGAUCAUUCUGCAGGAGCGUGAGGUGAAGAAGGGCAAGAGUCCUGCAGAGCACAGUGUAUCUGGAGCAGACGAGCAGAGAGACGCUCUGAGCUUCACAGACACACUCACACAGGAGCAGGAUGAGAACGGUCUGAGCGUGCCCAGUGAUGCGUCUCUGUCUCCAGCCAGUCAGAACUCUCCCUACAGCAUCACACCCGUGUCUCAGGGCUCGCCCGGCAGCUCCGGCAUCGGGAGCCCCAUGGCUGCGUCCGCCAUCACCAAGAUCCACAGCCGCCGCUUCAGAGAGUACUGUAAUCAGGUGUUGAGUAAGGAGAUCGAUGAGAGCGUGACGCUGCUUCUGCAGGAGUUGGUUCGCUUUCAGGAGCGGGUUUAUCAGAAGGAGCCCAGCAAAGCCAAAGCCAAGCGGCGUCUGGUCAUGGGUCUGCGAGAGGUCACCAAACACAUGAAACUGAACAAGAUCAAGUGUGUCAUCAUCUCGCCCAACUGUGAGAAGAUCCAGGCCAAAGGAGGUCUGGACGAGGCCCUUUAUAACGUCAUUGCCAUGGCGAGGGAGCAGGAGAUCCCGUUUGUGUUCGCUCUGGGCAGAAAGGCUCUGGGACGCUGCGUGAAUAAACUCGUGCCGGUCAGCGUCGUGGGGAUAUUCAACUUCUCUGGAGCCGAGACUCUGUUCAAUCAGCUGGUGUCUCUGACGGAGGAGGCGCGGAGGGCGUAUAAGGAGAUGGUGAGCGCUCUGGAGCAGGAGCAGGCCGAGGAGGCGCUGAAGAACGUCAAGAAGGUCCCGCACCACAUGGGUCACUCCAGAAACCCGUCCGCCGCCAGCGCCAUCUCCUUCUGCAGCGUCAUCUCCGAGCCCAUCUCAGAGGUCAACGAGAAGGAGUACGAGACCAACUGGAGGACGAUGGUGGAGAGCGCAGACGCUCCAGAGACCGAAGCGGUCAGCAGAGAGCAGCGUGUGGUCAGCUCUCCGCCCAGAGCCAGCCCUGACCCGAGCCCCGCAGCCGCCCGCGCUCCCGAGAGAGACGAGUCCCGCUCAGACGACCGGCUGGAGCGCGCCUCGCAGCGGAGCACAGACACCGGCUCGCUGGACGGCAGCUGCAGAGACCGCCUCAACUCCUCCAUCACCUCCACCACCUCCACACUGGUGCCCGGCAUGCUGGAGGAGGAGGACGAGGAGGACGAAGAGGAGGAGGACUACACGCCCGAGCCACUCUCUGUACAGCUGCCACCGCUCAGCCCCAGGGUCGAGUCCUGGGUCUCCAAAACCCUGGAGAACAUGCAGCUGCGCCGACACAGCAGCGACGAGGAGGAGGACGAGGAAGAGCGGAUGAGCGAUGAAGAGGAGCUCGACUCUUCUGACCUCACCGAACCGGCGGUCGACGACAAGGACGCGGCUGAUUCGUCCACACACACGGGAUGAGAGGUCACAGCACACACGGCCCACAAACACUGACUCAGGAAACUGUACCGGACUCUAACCCCUCACACACUCACACACUCUCCGUGAAUAACACACGUCUCCAGAAGCUUCACACAAACACACCAGUGGGACUUCAUCAUUUACACACCCUCAUGUUGUUUCAAACCUUCUUUGGAGAAUAAACAAAGACGUUUUGGAGCCCACUGACUUCCUCUACAUGGACGAAGAGCAUCCACUGAAGAAAUAACGUUUGUAAAGCGAGUAACUGGUUCAGCGUUUGUGUGACUCUGAUUCUUUAACCAGGAAAUGCAAACGAAAGAAACAUGGGUUGUGAACAAACAUGUAAAUAACAUGUCUGAAUGUUUCUAAUAUUCUUGUCUUCGCUCUUGAACUCAAGCGAUCGGGAGGACGUCCUCGGAUUGAAUGUUCCUCCUGGUGCUGAUGGGUCUGUUGCGCGUGUGUGUGUGUGUGUGUGUGUGUGUGUGUGUGUGUGUGAGACCUGGUUUACUCUCUCUCCUGCAGCUGUAGUCGAGCUCCUCGUGAAGGAUCUCGUGAUGAUGGUAAAUGUCUGUGUUCAGGAUCAGUGCUGGUGAAACCGUGGAUGUUCUGGAGCAGGAUCUCGGUGCAAUAAGCUUCUGUAGCAGCGUUCUCUCUCUGUGUGUGUGUGUGUGUGUGUUUGGAGUGAUCUUCAUCGCGUGUCUUUUGCACUAUGUACAUAUAAAUGUGAACAUGCUUUGGUAACUAAUGUGAAACUAGCACGCCUCUCUGACGUGUGUGUGUGUGUGUGUGUGUGUUUUCCAGCAGUUCUGUACGUGCAGUAACUGUUCUCUGAUCGUUAAUGCAAUUAAACGGUUUUAACUCACUCU